CGAUAAAAGGUCAGUAUAGCAACAAGAUCAAGCCGAAGGAGGUUGUGCAACAUGAGCCAGCUGUACGAAAAGAAGUGCGACUGUCGCCAAUACGAUCAAUCGGCUGAUAAUCGUUCAGCCCCAAUAAAAAUGGAUGUCGCAGCGUGUAAAGAUAAUCAACUGAAUAGCACAAGUCACAUUAUCUUCCGUGCACUCCGUUUCAUCGGUUAUGUCAUCGUCUUAAUACUUUCAAGCUACCUUUUAUGGCGUAUUCUAAUCACCGAAUUUAAUAUCCAGACGAUUGAUAUAUUCUUCAAUUAUACCAAGAAAUUUGAAAGUAGCAAUUAUUAUAAUCGCAGAGUGGCACGAUCGAUUAAGGCCAGCGCUAAUCCAGCCGAGCACAAUUCCUUUGAUUAUGGCGGAAAGGAAUUGGCUAGGGGAGCAAUGCUGACGUCAAAAAAUGAGAAUCCACAAUUAUGGAAAAAGAAGCCUGCCCCGAAGGAUAAUUUUGACGAGCUGAUGAAAGGAUUAUUCGAUAAAAUCUGGGAAAUGCAUAACGACACCGACAGAUCGCACUUCGACAAUAAUAUGAAGGCAGUGUUUCAAGCUUGGUUUCCGGUUUUUGACGCCCUAUUGCCCCAUGAAUUCAUGGAAAGCGAAUCAAUUAGGAAUAUCAGAUCAGCCGAUGAGAUUGGCAAUGGCUUUAGGCAAAGAGUCGAUCGUAAGAAACGAGAAGUUGAUAAACGCGAUAAAUCCCACAUGAGGCAACAUAAAAACUCCAUUCAAAUUACUCAGAAGCUUAAUGAGGAGCUAUUGAGAAGGAAAGCGGCACGUCAAGGUCGAUCGGUGGAAAAUAAUAGUGAAGAAACAUUGGAGUCUGUGGAAGAGCGAAAUCACCGGGUUAGGUAUAUUGUGGAUAAAAAUAAGAAAUUAUCAAAUGAGCCAAGUAAGCGAUAUUUAAUCAAACGGAGAAACAACGGGGAGUCGGCUGAAUCUUCAGAGUUUGAGAGGAAAAUGAAGAAUAAAGCUAAUAGUCGCUUAAUGUACCAAAUAGACUCACCGAAUCAAAAUGAUUAUACAAAUGAGGUGGCAUUUGGAUAAUGAAUAUUGGUCGAUAACGAUGACGAGAACGCGAAUGUACGAAAAAUGUUGUACAUUAUCGAAAUUCAUUGUAUGAUUGAUCUAUUUGUCAUUAUAAGUAACUUAAAGGGUGAUGAAUUUACAAUAAGAGAAUUACGUCAUAAUUUUCGCAUACCAUUAAUUUUGUAAUUAAUAAAAUUAUUAAUAUCAUA
Molecule: messenger RNA, 1271 nt
Organism: Ceratosolen solmsi marchali
Lineage: Eukaryota; Metazoa; Arthropoda; Insecta; Hymenoptera; Agaonidae
Exons: 2
Coding region: 52-1080 (342 amino acids)
Source: RefSeq, a predicted model, not a curated record